UAAUCCCCGUCACGGCGGCGCUUCCCUGGCCGAGCCAUGUCUGCGGCUUCCCCGCCAUGCCGAGCCUAGCGGGGAGCGGGAGGACUGGCGGCCGGGAGGCGCACAAAAUGAAGACCCUGAUGCGCCACGGGCUGGCCGUCUGCUUGGCGCUCACCACCAUGUGCACCAGCUUGUUGCUCAUGUACGGCGGCAUUGGCGGGGGCCACCCGGAGCCGCGGCGGCAGCAGCAGCAGCAGCAGCAGCAGGUGGCGGCGGUGCCCAGCAGCCCGCCGGGACGCGGCCAGCACCGCCCGGCGCUCCCCGUCGGGGCUGGCCUCCUGGAGGGCUACAUCAGCGUCCUGGAGCACAAGCCUUUAAAAAUGCAUUGCAAGAGUUGUGCAUUGGUAACCAGCUCCGGACACCUUCUGGGAAGCAAACAAGGGGACAGAAUCGACGAGACAGAGUGUGUAAUACGGAUGAAUGAUGCACCCACUCGAGGUUAUGGAAAAGAUGUUGGGAACAAAACGAGCCUUCGAGUCAUUGCCCAUUCCAGUAUCCAGAGGAUUUUGCGAAAUCGCAACGAACUCUUAAAUAUGAGCAACGGUGCUGUGUUCAUCUUCUGGGGCCCUAGCAGCUACAUGAGGAGAGAUGGUAAAGGUUUGGUGUACAAUAACCUGCAGCUGAUGAAUCAGAUACUGCCUCAAUUAAAAGUAUAUAUGAUUUCUCGCCACAAGAUGCUUCAGUUUGAUGACCUUUUUAAACGGGAAACGGGGAAAGACAGGAAGAUAUCCAACACUUGGCUCAGCACGGGCUGGUUCACAAUGACUAUUGCAUUAGAGCUCUGUGACAGGAUAAAUGUUUAUGGCAUGGUGCCACCGGAUUUCUGCAGGGAUCCUAAUCAUCUUUCAGUACCUUACCAUUAUUAUGAACCUUUGGGACCUGAUGAAUGCACAAUGUACAUUUCACACGAGCGGGGCCGCAAGGGCAGCCACCACCGCUUCAUCACAGAGAAACGAGUGUUUGAGAACUGGGCACGGACCUUCAACAUCCACUUUUUCCAACCAGACUGGAAACCAGAACCACUCACUGUAAAUCACCCUGAGAUUAAACCAGUGGUCUGA
Calypte anna (Anna's hummingbird) is the source of this 1100-nucleotide messenger RNA. RefSeq names its product ST6 N-acetylgalactosaminide alpha-2,6-sialyltransferase 5 (gene ST6GALNAC5). Gene Ontology annotation, biological process: ganglioside biosynthetic process; oligosaccharide metabolic process. Gene Ontology annotation, molecular function: alpha-N-acetylgalactosaminide alpha-2,6-sialyltransferase activity. The transcript has 5 exons. NCBI's taxonomy places the organism in Eukaryota, Metazoa, Chordata, Aves, Apodiformes, Trochilidae. The coding region runs from base 57 to 1100 and encodes 347 amino acids. The record is from RefSeq and is a predicted model, not a curated record.